AAUAAAUAAAACAAAAAAAAAACUCAAUUUGUCGUGUUGUCAAAAGAGCUCAAUACAGUCGAUUGUGAUGUCGAAACAAUAAUUUAAAUGAAAUUAUCAGUUUACGAUACUAUUAAUCAACCGGACCAUGUAAAUUAAACAUGCGAUAGUAAAGGAGUACAGCUUUCAAGUCAUACGUUCCUUGUUAACAGUGCAUUUUCGUUGAAAAUUAACAAAAAGUAGUCAGCAGAAUGGAUGGAACUUGGGUACUGAUUUUACUGGCUCUGGUGAUGCUAGUGGGGUCCUAUGUAGCUGGAAGUAUACCUUUGAACGUGAGCAUGUCCGAGGACAAGCUCCAAAAAGUAACAGUAUUUGGUGCCGGUCUGCUAGUAGGCACAGCCCUAGCGGUGAUCAUUCCGGAAGGCGUCCGAUCUCUGUUCAGUGAGCGAUCAAACCCAACGGUGGUUACAAAAGACUUUACUGCGGAACCGCCCAGUCAUGACGAUGAUUUACAUUCUGUUAUUGGGAUAUCACUUGUUUUAGGAUUUGUGUUUAUGCUACUUGUAGACCAGAUGUCAUCAAGAUAUAAUGAUCAAAGCAAUCCCGUUGAGAAGAAUGUUACAGCCACCGUGGGUCUAGUUGUGCAUGCUGCAGCGGACGGCAUAGCCUUGGGCGCUGCAGCGACUACCUCUCACGCUGAUGUGGAGCUGAUAGUCUUCCUGGCUAUCAUGUUGCAUAAGGCACCAGCUGCCUUCGGACUGGUCACCUUCCUACUUCACGCGGGGCUUGAGAGGAACAGGAUACGAAAGCAUCUGCUGAUAUUCUCGUGUGCCGCCCCCCUGCUCGCUUUGCUCACGUACUUCGGUAUCGGCAAUGAGAGCAAACAGACUUUGAGCGAUUUUAAUGCUACAGGAAUAGCAAUGCUCUUCUCAGCGGGUACAUUUUUAUACGUCGCCACAGUCCACGUUCUACCAGAAUUGACCCAUCCCCAGUCCCACACUCAUUCUCUACUCCCCAUGCAAGAUGGAGUUCCCCCAAAGAAAGGUUUCGGGGGACUACUCCUCUCAGAGAUGAUAAUUCUAACCGUAGGAGCACUGAUGCCACUCUUACUUACAAUGGGACACAAGCACUGAUUUGUAAAGCUCCGAUAAUGGGGGAUUUUCUUUAAAAAAAUAUAGUUCUCAAGUGUGACUAGAUGGCGUUGUACCUACUACGUGAUUGUGGUUUAGCACCGAGCCUUUUGACCCGAGACCCGAGAAAUUCAGAUUUCUGGAUAAAUUGUUGUCCAAAUCUCUCGGGACAUUCGGAUAAUAAUCUGACUUCUUCACUUGUAACUAUGUAUGUAAGAAAAUCUUGGAAUCUUAAUUUGACCCACUUCCCGGUCUUCGAUUAGGAUUUAAUUUUGCACACGCUCUGAGUUCUGAUAACAAUACAUGACUAGCGUGUUUUUUAGUUUUUAAAACUUAUUAUUCGCAUUUUUUAUUUUUUUUUAUGACAAAAACGUUUCGUUAUACGACCUGAGAAUUAUAUGAAGUUGAUAUGACGUUCCGUUCCACGCAUUCACGUAUCUAGGUCAGCGCCAUCUAGUCAUCAGCUAGGAAAAGAAUGAAAAAGAAAAUCCUUCAUUUUGAUGAAAUUUGGCAAAAGUAUCGGUGAGUUUUGUGCGAGCUCGGUGUUGCAUCAAAAUUUGUUUGUGAAUUCGCUUUUGUGAUAGAAAAUUGUAGAUGAAUUUUUUGUAUGUAUAUUUGUGUAAUAACGGAUACUAUUUAAAGUGUUUAAAUUAAUUAUUUUAUUGAAUUGUUAGUCGAUUUUUUAAAAUGCCUAAUUAAUAAAAAAAACUUGAACAGAUUUUGAAAACUACCAUUGAGUAUGAAUAAAAAAAGUUUUACUUUAAUUUUUUAUGUUUUCAAAAUCGACUUUUAAUUAUAAUAAAAAGACAAGCAAUAGUUAUUAUUACAUUUAGAAAAAGAUAUCAACAUUUUUAGCAAUAAAAAUAAGUCUUAAAAAAUAUUUAAAGUACCUAUUACUAACAAACUAUCAAAAGACAUAUUCUUUCUACAAUAACAGCGUUUUAUCACUAGCGGAUUUUCCGCGCGGUUUUUCUGCGCGACAAAAAUCUAUUGACACCUACCUAUGACGAACAAUGCUACCCAAAACUGACAGUUUUAUAUACCUAGUGUAAAAAAUUUAACUUGUUCGCGCGAUAAAAUCCACUAGUGUAAAAAUGCAGUUUUUUCAAAUGGUGAAAUUUUAAUUAUAUGCCCCAAAAACUAAAAAUAUAAUAAACAGAUCUUAUGAAACGGACAAAAUUUGUGCGUAUAGUUUCUAAUUAGUGUGUAUUUAGUAAAAUAAUUUUGAAAAAAAAGAGCAUAAAUCUACCUAUUAUUAUUAUGAAGGUGAAGUGUGUCUGUUUGAACGCGCUUAUCUCACGAACUACAAGAUCGAUUUGAAAUUUAUUUCAAUGAUAGAUAGCCUAUUUAUCAAGGAAGGAUUUAGGCUUCUUAUUACCCGAGUGCGCGGAAUUGUCCCUACGGUAAGCUCACUCUGCAGACUUUUAGUCGGCCGAUAAUUUGUUUGGGCUCAGUAUGAAAAGGUAGGGGUAGUAGUCCUUGGAGAACAAAAUAAUUAGCGGAGGUGCCAUAACGGAGUCUCCUAAGAAAAUAGCGCGCCAAAAUGCGGGUGUUCGAGGGACGAGGAACCCGAACGCCUCGUUAGUUCACUCGUAACUGACCGUUUUGUUCAUGCUUAGUUGCCUACCGUACGAAUUUGGCCUAGAAAAAGGCGCCUGACCUAUUUGCGUUAUGGCAUCUCCGCUCAUCUUUUCUUAUUCCGUGAAUUCAUGAUUAAAAAAAAACAAACAUCGGGCAACUAUCGGCCGACUAUUUCGUUUGUACCUGGUAUUCUUAAUCCUGGUUUUUGCAGCUAAUUUUGAAUUAAAUUCAGAUGAAUCAGUGGCUGGUAAUUAGUAUAAUAAUUUAAAUAAUAAGUAAAUAUAAUUUACACUUAGAAGAUUAUUUUAGGCUGUGUAUUCAAGAUUUUAAGUUUUUUUUAAACAUUUUAUUUUUCUGCUUAGUUUAAUUUAGAACAAAAUUCAGGUUGAUGAAUUACUUGGAUACAUACUUAUAUGUUAUUUUUCUACAUAAAUCUAGUUUCUUUUACUUCUAUAAGAAAUGUGAAAAACAACAAAAUAAGCCGAUAUUAUUUUAAGAGACGAAAUAUAAGAGAAUGCUGUGUAAAUUAAAAAAAAAAUAUUUGUUCUCAUAUAAAGAAUGACCUAAAAGAAAAUGAUCACUUUUAAUUAAAAAAAAAAUGCAUAGAUUGCAAAAACUUUAGACUUUAGACUUAAUUGAUGUAAAAGUCAUGUGCCAACGACGUAUUAAGAAAAAAAAAGGAAUUCAUAAUUUUUUUUCAAGGUCGAAGACCAUUUUCGGUCUUGAAGCAAAUAUUAUACACAAACUGCAUCAAGCUACUCUAGUCUGUACAUUUCUCCCAAUCAACAUUGAACCUUAUCUCAUUGAACAUCCUUGGCAGUCGUUACAGGUAGUCAGAAGCCGGUAAGUCUGACGCCAGUCUAACCAAGCGGUAUCGGGUUGCCCGGGUAACUGGGUUGAGGAGGUCAGAUAGGCAGUCGCUUCUUGUAAAGCACUGGUACUCACCUGAAUCCGGUUAGACUGGAAGCCGACCCCAACAUAGUUGGGAAAAAGGCUCGGAGGAUGAAGAUUGAACCUUAUACUUUAGAUAUAAAGUUGAAAAUUUAUUAAAGACAUUUGACAGAUUGUAAUAGCUUGAUGUGCCGUUUUCAAAAAAAGGUUUUAAUUAAUAUGUUUGUGAUCUCUAAAAAGGUCUUCUUUUAACAAAAUAAUAGUUUUGUCUGGUCUAUAUUUCUCAUGUUUUAAUAGUUUUUUUUUUGUCAAAAAUGGACAAAACCUUUUAAUCUGUGAAAUAAGGUGGUAAGAAUGGUAUUCAAAAAGUACCUUAAGACAAAAUGGUGUUUUAUGAAAUUGUAAAAAAAAAACAUGUAUGUAUUUCGAAUGUGAAUGUCGUUGAAUAAAUAAUAACUAUAUAAGAAUGUACAAUGUUUAUUGUUGUCUGUAUGUAAAUAAUAUUGUUUUUGUAUAUUUGUGGUGUGUUUACUUUGUACAUAUGAAUAAACGCUUGUAUUAAAAA
This is a messenger RNA of Helicoverpa armigera (cotton bollworm), 4146 nucleotides long. It is a transcript of the gene Zip102B, whose product is annotated as zinc transporter ZIP9. Gene Ontology annotation, cellular component: membrane. Lineage: Eukaryota; Metazoa; Arthropoda; Insecta; Lepidoptera; Noctuidae. Gene Ontology annotation, molecular function: metal ion transmembrane transporter activity. Gene Ontology annotation, biological process: transmembrane transport; zinc ion transport. The record is from RefSeq and is a predicted model, not a curated record. The coding region runs from base 231 to 1112 and encodes 293 amino acids. The transcript is spliced from 6 exons.